UUUUUUUUUUUAAAUUGACUUUUUUAUAUAUAUAGAAUGGAUGAAGAAAACCUUGGUUAUAGAAACAAAACCAAGGACGCUUCUUCAAGAACCACUGAAGACUAUAUUAGUUCAUCAUCUUCUUCUUCUUCAAUACAAGUUGGAUCUGGUCAUUUAAAUGAUAAUAAAGAUAAUAUUGAUUCUUUUGAACAAACAAGCUUUGAAAAAUGGAAACCAUGGCUCCUUUGGUGGAAUACAGAAGAAUGGAUGGCUUGUUGGAUUGGAUUAAUUAUAUUUGGAGGUGUUACUGCUACUGUACUCAAAGGAAUACCUUGUCCUGUUUUUAAAAGUUGGCAACACAAUCCUUUUAUGACAUUUGCUGACGUGGGAAAUUAUGGUCUAAUUGUAUUAUUCUUCGUUAUGGGUGGUCUAUUAUGGAUAGCAAUGGCUUGUUAUCGACCUUCACAUUGGCAAUUAUUUCCUAUUGGUUAUGUAGUCAUCUUUUUUGUAGCUCUCAUCAGUAAUAUGUUGGCAAGCAAUGCUGUACUCCAUAGUGCAAGUCUUGGGGCAUCCAUUUGGGCUAUUAUUUUAGGAUGUGUUUUGCGCAACCUACUCGGUUAUAUAUAUAAACAUCAAAAUCAACCUUUACCUCAUUGGAUCAAAAUUGCUCAACAAACGGAAUUAUAUAUUGCCAUUAGUUUGGUAUUAUUAUGUAUCGAUAUUGCAGUUUUGAAACCAUUGGCUCCUCGUGCUUUAUUCGUCAGUUGGUUGGAUACUCCUACUCUCUUUAUGGUGGUAGCAUUUAUUGGUUGGCGUUAUUUAGAUAUUGACAAGCAAACAUCUAUUAUCAUGUCUGGUGCUACUUUUAUUUGUGGUUCUUCUGCUGCUAUUGCUCUUGGUUCUGCUAUGGGUGUACCUCAUAAAACAGAUAUGCCUAUUGCCAUUAUUUCUAUUUUCACCAUUCCAAGUAUCAUUGCUCUUCCUUAUAUUGCUAAAAGCCUUGAAUUUGAUCCAAAUGUUGCUGGUGCCUGGUUUGGUGGAUGUGUAGACUCUACUGGCGCUGUGAUUGCUUCUGCUAGUAUUUACAAUGAUCCACAAGCUAUUUCCACUUCUGCCGUUGUCAAGAUGAUGCAAAACGUAUUGAUUGGUCCUCUCUCUGUCAUCAUGGCUUGGCUUUGGUCACAAUAUGAAUUACGACUAGCUCAUUUGGAAGAACAAGAGCGAUUACAACCAGAUGGACAAGAAACAAGUGAUAUACCUUUGGAGAAUAGAAACAAAAGUGAUUUUACACGAUCAAGUAAAACUGUCAAAAAACAAGAAAAAGCAUUGGUCUUGUUAUGGAAACGAUUCCCCAAAUUUGUUCUCGGUUUUAUCAUUACAGCUGUUUUGUUUAAUACUGUGAUUCCUGGUGGUCCUGAUGAACGUGCCAAGGUCAAGGAUUAUUGUUUUUAUGUAUCUGAAUACUUUUCUACUUUGUCUUUUGUCAGUAUUGGUCUGGGUCUCAAGAUGGGUGAACUGAAACAAAAUAUCCGAAGCUUAGGUAAAUUAUGCGUAUUGUAUUUGAUUGCUCAAUUAGUAGAUAUCAUCGUUACUGCUGUGUUGGCCUGGUUAGCUUUCACUAAAAUGUAGAUUUGUAGAUUAUCUAGUAUAGAAUGUAUUUAUUAUUUAUAUCAAUAAAGAAAAAAAAAGAUUUUUGAAUUAAA
Messenger RNA from Halteromyces radiatus, 1682 nucleotides. RefSeq lists its product as uncharacterized. The transcript is spliced from 3 exons. The record is from RefSeq and is a predicted model, not a curated record. The coding region runs from base 37 to 1608 and encodes 523 amino acids. Gene Ontology annotation, cellular component: plasma membrane. Lineage: Eukaryota; Fungi; Mucoromycota; Mucoromycetes; Mucorales; Cunninghamellaceae.